Molecule: messenger RNA, 1650 nt
Organism: Cercopithifilaria johnstoni
Lineage: Eukaryota; Metazoa; Nematoda; Chromadorea; Rhabditida; Onchocercidae
Source: the annotation of a GenBank genome assembly
AUGGCUUCACGGAUACUGACGAAUUUUAGCCGGUCAGCUUCGCGUGUAUUAUGUGACCCAAAAAUAUUAAGGAGUGUGGCUACUCGAACAUAUGCUUCUUCGUCAGCUAAUGUGCAAGAAAGAAGCUUGAUUCCGGUUAAUUGCCGGAAGGAAUUGCAUUCAUCCACUUCAGCAUUAGCCACCGCAGAUGCUGCUAAAAAGGCUGUAUCUUCACCGCCGAAGCCGGCGGUAAAAGGUUCGAAAGGACAUAUAGUAGCAGUAAUUGGUGCCGUAGUAGAUGUGCAGUUUGCUGAAGAGCUGCCGCCAAUUCUCAAUGGACUUGAAGUGUCUGGGCGAAAACCACGUCUUAUCCUGGAAGUUGCGCAACACCUCGGCGACAAUGUAGUUCGAACAAUAGCUAUGGACGGUACGGAAGGACUUGUUCGAGGAGAUGAAGUAAUAGAUACUGGUGAUCCAAUCAAAAUCCCGGUUGGGCCCGAAACGCUUGGUCGUAUCAUGAACGUUAUUGGUGAACCAAUUGAUGAAAGAGGCCCUAUCAAUUCUAAACAUUUUUCUUCAAUUCAUGCUGAAGCACCAGAAUUCGUUGAUAUGAGCGUGGAGCAAGAAAUUCUUGUGACUGGAAUCAAAGUUGUCGAUUUACUUGCACCGUAUGCAAAGGGUGGUAAAAUUGGAUUAUUUGGCGGAGCUGGUGUAGGAAAAACUGUGCUAAUUAUGGAGCUGAUCAAUAAUGUCGCCAAAGCUCAUGGUGGUUACUCAGUGUUUGCUGGUGUCGGUGAACGUACUAGAGAGGGUAACGAUUUGUACCACGAAAUGAUUGAAGGUGGAGUCAUCGAUCUAAAAGGCAAAAAUUCGAAAGUGUCUCUUGUAUAUGGCCAAAUGAAUGAACCACCAGGAGCACGAGCACGAGUUUGUUUGACUGGUCUGACUGUUGCUGAAUAUUUCCGUGACCACGAAGGACAGGAUGUAUUGCUUUUCAUCGAUAAUAUUUUUCGAUUUACGCAAGCUGGUUCCGAAGUAUCAGCGCUGCUUGGACGUAUUCCGUCCGCUGUAGGUUAUCAACCAACUUUAGCAACGGAUAUGGGUAGCAUGCAGGAGCGAAUCACUACAACUAAAAAGGGCUCAAUUACAUCAGUGCAAGCUAUUUAUGUACCUGCUGAUGAUUUAACAGAUCCAGCUCCAGCAACCACAUUUGCCCAUUUAGAUGCUACCACUGUUUUAUCCCGAGGUAUUGCUGAACUAGCUAUUUAUCCUGCCGUAGAUCCACUCGAUUCAACAUCUCGCAUCAUGGAUCCCAAUAUCGUUGGGCAAAAACAUUAUGAUAUUGCUCGCGGUGUACAAAAAAUUUUGCAGGAUUACAAAUCGUUGCAAGAUAUCAUUGCCAUUCUCGGCAUGGAUGAAUUAUCAGAAGAAGAUAAGUUGGUGGUAUCUAGAGCUCGGAAAAUUCAGAAAUUUCUGUCGCAGCCAUUCCAAGUUGCCGAAGUUUUCACUGGACACAAAGGCAAAUUUGUAACGCUCGAAGAGACAAUCAAGGGAUUUGAGCUUAUUUUGAAAGGUGAAAUGGAUCAUUUACCGGAAGUGGCAUUUUAUAUGCAAGGUGGAAUCGAUGAUGUAGUCGUAAAAGCUGAAGAACUGGCCAAGCAAAAUGUAUGA